Molecule: messenger RNA, 468 nt
Organism: Paramecium tetraurelia
Lineage: Eukaryota; Ciliophora; Oligohymenophorea; Peniculida; Parameciidae
Exons: 1
Source: RefSeq, a predicted model, not a curated record
AUGUCAAAAUUCGAAAUUGGAAGCUUAAGGAGCUUUAAUGUUGAAAAGAGAAUUUCUCAAAAUUAAGUUAUUGAUUUGCGAUAAUUAUUCAAAUCUAAAGGCAGCUGCAUUUUGGAAUCUUUAUAAAGUGAAAUGUAUUACAAUUUAAAUACAUUCUAAAUAUCUCCUAAAAUUGUUAAUUAAUCUGGUCUUUCCUUUCUUAGUUUCUCUGCUUUUUCAUUUCUACAAUCAAAAGUCAUGAGUCAAUUUAAAGAUAUGCCUGAAUUUGUUAUUUUUUCUUUGUCUAACUAUUUAUGUAAAUUAUCAAUAUUGAAAUCUAUCAACUCAGAAAUUCUUUUUUAGAAUAUGUGUGACAAUCUGUUUUCAAAAUUAUUCUCCUUCAUAAAAUUUGUUUAAUUAAAACAACGUCAACUUUCCACCACAGCUAUCAAAAUUUAGUACCUUAUAUUUUUUAUAUUUACCAAAUGA